UUCAUUUAUAUAUGUAUAUAAUGAUUAAAAAUAAAAUGAAAAUUAGACUAUGAAAUUUUGUAAAAUGUUAUAAUAUAAGACAACUGUUAAGUUUCAAUCAUGUUACUUUGUGUAGUUUUAUUAUGUUGCUGAAAUUUAAAUGAGUAAACCUGUAAAUAAAGGUGCUCUAACCUGUUGCAGUUUUUAAAUUUUGUAUUUACAAUGGAAACUGCAAAUUCUGGAUACUCGCGGACGAUGGAUGAAGUGCGAAAUACUUUAGAAUUGGCUACUAUUAAAGAAUCUGAUUUGAAAAGUGUUACCCAAAUCUUGUAUUCUGCAGAAGACCAUAAUAUUGAUAAGCAUAUAAAGUUAUUAGAGAUUGAUGAUCAUUUAAUAGAAAUGAUUAACAAGGGAGAUGUUUUAACAUUUCAGGGUAAUGAAGAAGAUUCUGUAGUACUGUGUACAAAAAAUAGAACAUAUGAUGUUAAAGAAUCUGAAACAUCUAAUUCAUGUUUAUUAGUACCAAAUGCAAGUAUGUUCGAAAAAACAAAGUUGCAUACAGGUGGUAGAAUAAUAAAAGAUAAUAAUAUUUUGGGAAUAUUUCAUACCUAUUUUGAGGUAAAGGAAUGUAAACCUAAAUUGGAGAAAUUACUUGAUUUGCUUGGGCCUACAUCUUUUAAAGGAAUGGAAUAUGAAUCUUCUAUACCUCAAGAACUUUUAUAUGAUUGGUCUAGAUUACAAAGUGAGAUACAAGCCAGUGAAGAGGAACUAAGACAAGCCCUGAAUGAUUAUUUAAUAGUUAAUAUUGAUGGCUACUUUCGAUUGAUAUCAUUUGAAUCUGAAGUAAGAAGUUUAACAUUAAUGUUAGAUCUUUUUGAUGAAAACAGUUGGGAGUUGGAUGAGGUUGAUAGAGAAAUUACAUAUGACUAUUUAAAAGAAUUUAUUCAUAAAUCAGUUUUUGAUACUUUGUUUGCCAAAUAUACUGAAGUAAGUGACAAAUUUAAAGAAGAUGGAUCAUGUUUAUACAGAUAUAAUGAAGAGCAUUGUUGCAAAAGUUUAGCUAAAGUUCUUCUUGCUGCUUCUUCAAUAACUGACUAUACACAGUUUAUGGAGUCAUGGAACAUUGGAACACCAGAAAAAAUGAAACCAAAAGAUGAGUAUUUACGUGGAAUAGCCCUUAUUAUAUGGAACAGUUUAACAAUGAAAAAGGAAGUAAUAGCUUUUCCAGAAACAGAUUUGCCAAAAAAUACGGAUGAAAGAUUUAAUGCAUUGUUUAAAGCAAAGGAUAAAUGGACAGUAGAAGAAAUAACACCAUACAUAUUGAUUAGCCUACUAAACUGCAAAACAAAAUGUCCAAUUGUAAUGAAAAAAAUAAAAAAAUAAAAUAUCUAGUCGUAUAACGGCAAGAAGGGGCCAUCGUGUCAACUUAAAUGAGCAUGUGAGCGCGUCUGCAUAUACCAAAAGCAGUAUGCAUGGUAUUGUAUAUACAUUCGAUUCGCAAUGAAAGUAUAUGGUGCUUUAAGAAUAUGAUCGAGUCAUAAAUAAGAAAAAAAAUA
Messenger RNA from Megachile rotundata (alfalfa leafcutting bee), 1535 nucleotides. Its product is annotated as sister chromatid cohesion protein DCC1. The record is from RefSeq and is a predicted model, not a curated record. NCBI's taxonomy places the organism in Eukaryota, Metazoa, Arthropoda, Insecta, Hymenoptera, Megachilidae. Gene Ontology annotation, biological process: maintenance of mitotic sister chromatid cohesion; mitotic sister chromatid cohesion. Gene Ontology annotation, cellular component: chromatin; chromosome, centromeric region; Ctf18 RFC-like complex.